This is a messenger RNA of Megalops cyprinoides (Indo-Pacific tarpon), 4641 nucleotides long. RefSeq names its product polypyrimidine tract binding protein 1b (gene ptbp1b). Gene Ontology annotation, biological process: mRNA processing; regulation of cell differentiation; regulation of RNA splicing. Gene Ontology annotation, molecular function: mRNA binding. Gene Ontology annotation, cellular component: nucleus. The transcript is spliced from 16 exons. The coding region runs from base 101 to 1813 and encodes 570 amino acids. The record is from RefSeq and is a predicted model, not a curated record. Lineage: Eukaryota; Metazoa; Chordata; Actinopteri; Elopiformes; Megalopidae.
UCAGAGUGCGUCUUGGUGUACUCCGCCAUUUUGUAGGGGUAUAAGAAAACUCGGCCAGACUGCACUUUCGCUGCUCUGACCUGUAGUUCUGUAUUGUGCAAUGGACGGCCGUCUAGAGACUGAUUUGUAUCCUAUGGGAUCCAGUUACACCACCGAAAUAGACAGUGUCCACGAUAUUACAGUUGGUACAAAGAGAGGAUCUGACGAACUUUUUUCCUCUUGUGUCUCUAACGGACCCUAUAUCAUGAGCAAUUCAUCUGGAGCAGCGAAUGGCAAUGACAGCAAGAAAUUCAAAGGCGACAUCAGGAGUCCUGGCAUUCCGUCCCGUGUCAUACAUGUGCGCAAGCUCCCCAAUGACAUCAAUGAAGCCGAGGUGAUCUCUCUGGGACUUCCCUUUGGUAAAGUCACCAACCUGCUCAUGCUGAAAGGAAAGAACCAGGCCUUCAUUGAGAUGAACACAGAGGAGGCUGCACAGACCAUGGUCAGCUACUACUCCUCUGUCACCCCUGUCAUCAGGAAUCACCCCAUAUUCAUGCAGUUUUCCAAUCACAAGGAGCUGAAGACAGACAAUUCACCCAAUCAGGUGAGGGCCCAGGCAGCUCUGCAGGCAGUGAAUGCUGUUCAGACGGGCAGCAUGUCCAUGGCCAGUGUGGACGCCUCUGGCAUGGGCAGCCACAGUCCGGUGCUGCGCAUCAUUGUGGAGAACCUCUUCUACCCUGUCACUCUGGAUGUCUUACACCAGAUCUUUUCCAAGUUUGGCACAGUGUUGAAGAUCAUUACUUUUACCAAAAACAACCAAUUCCAAGCCCUGCUCCAGUACGCAGAUGGCCUGACUGCCCAACAUGCUAAACUGACUCUCGAUGGGCAAAACAUCUACAAUGCCUGCUGCACCCUGCGUAUCAACUUCUCUAAACUGACCAGUUUGAAUGUGAAAUACAACAAUGACAAGAGCCGCGACUACACUCGACCUGACCUGCCCACUGGAGACAGUCAGCCCUCCAUCGACCACCAGGCUAUGGCGGCUGCCUUCGGGGCUCCUGGUAUAAUCUCAGCCACCCCAUAUGCAGGAGCUCACGGGUUCCCUCCAGCCUUUGCCAUUCAACAGGCUGCAGGUCUGUCGAUGCCUGGUGUCCCAGGAGCUCUGGCCUCCCUGGCCAUCCCUGGUGCAGCAGCUGCCGCUGCUGCUGCUGGGCGGCUUGGCUUCACUGGCCUCACCGGGGGCCACUGUGUCUUGCUGGUCAGCAAUUUAAACCCAGAGAGAGUUACGCCCCAAUGCCUCUUUAUUCUUUUCGGUGUAUAUGGUGAUGUCAUGAGGGUGAAAAUCUUGUUCAACAAGAAGGAAAAUGCUCUGGUACAGAUGGCAGAUGGAACGCAGGCCCAGUUAGCUAUGAGCCAUUUGAACGGGCAGAAGUUGCAUGGGAAGGCUAUCCGUGUCACACUGUCCAAACACACGAACGUGCAGCUUCCCCGAGAGGGUCAGGAAGACCAAGGCCUGACUAAGGACUUCAGCAACUCGCCCCUGCACCGCUUUAAGAAGCCUGGCUCAAAAAACUACCAGAACAUCUUCCCUCCUUCAGCAACACUCCACCUCUCCAACAUCCCACCAUCUGUGGUUGAAGAUGACCUCAAGAUGCUGUUUGCAAGCUCUGGUGCCUUGGUCAAGGCCUUCAAAUUCUUCCAGAAAGAUCGCAAGAUGGCGCUGAUCCAGAUGGGCUCAGUGGAGGAGGCGAUCCAGUCGCUGAUCGAAUUCCACAAUCACGACCUUGGCGAGAACCACCAUCUGAGGGUUUCCUUCUCCAAGUCUACUAUUUAAGAGAGCAGGAGUCCAGAUUGGGGUAGUACCUUUGGAGAAGGGCUCUGAGAUGGGAUGUCACUUUAGACUUCAGUUAUUACAGUCUUGUGGAAGGAACUCUUGAAAGUUUGGAAGAAAUUCAUCCACAAGACUCACUUCCAUCAUUCCUUUGUUAAAUAUUUAUGUGUAUACAUAGAUCUAUAUAUGAGAUUCCUUUUUUUUUUGAACCAGUAGACCAUAGAAGAUAAAACAUGCAGACCAACUUUAUCUGGGCUUUUAAGCAUUCAUCCCCCCCCCCCCUUCCUUCUUUCCAUUUUGAAAUGAUAUAGAUCCCAUAUUUUUGCAUAAGAUUUGGUGGUCUUAAAGCUCUAGAUAUUGAAGUAGUUUACACUUGCGGUCUCCAGGAUUCCCACUCUGGAGAUGGCUGGGGUUGCACAUGUCAUGCCUUUCAUUUCAUUCAUUUGAUAUUACAUUUGCCGUUGGGGACUCAUACCACUAGGUGUUGAGGUCUUUCUAUUUUGAAUGUCUGCCUCUACAGUACCCUGUGCCUUACCCUCUGCCUCUACACUUACUGCUCAUUUCAUUUCCAAAUAAUUGCACUGGUGUUUUGAUCAAAACUCUCUUUUAUGACUCUCAUUCAAAAUUUAAACUCAUAUUUGCAAAUCCUCUGUAUAGUGUAUUUCGAUGAAUAUCUGUUCUGCUCAUUGGAAAUAAUGGUGCAGGUUUUAACAUCCUGAUGUCAUAUCAGUGAGGGCAUUUUUGUAAAGUCCAGCAUUCAAAGCCCUUUCAAGAAGUAUAUGAAAUGUAGCUGGUGUUUUGUCAGCCUUCUAAGAAUCAAAUUCAAUGUUCAUUUGGUUACUUUGGACCAUUCACUGUCCCCGCUGCAUUAUUUAGCCUUAUAUAUUUAAAAAAAAACCUUAUAGUGGGACUUAUACUCCUAUAUCUUAUUUACUAUAUCUAUAUAUAGAUGUAGGACAUUUUCAUUCCAUUUUUUUAAAUUUAUGCAAUCAUUUUGUACAAAUUCUAUAUUGAGUAUCUGUAUCAGUCUUAUACUGUAGCUCCUAGUUGGUAGGUCUCUUUGGGUCAGUGGUUGCCUUUCUAUCACUGCCUUUGUUAAAAAGUCCUGUAUAUUGCUCAGAGACUUCAGUUGCAUAUGUUGGUUAUUAUGUCUUAUUUUUAUGUGUUUGUGUGGCCUGUCUUAAUUUCCUGUUAUUGCUCAUACAGUUUUUAUGCCUGUAUCACUUAUGAUGAUGUUCAGCUCAAAACCAAAUAUGGCUCUUUGCAAGCACUACAACCAGUAGACGGAAACCAUUUCCACUUGCAUUUAAAUUACCCAGAAUCUCACCCCUCAUUUUGUAAAGGAUGAUUUGGAGUGGAAGUAGCAUUACAGACACCUAAGAAUUGCAUAGAUAUUUGCAAGUAAUGCAUACCCUGUUAUUCAAUUAAGGAUGAUGUACACAAAAGAUAAUUGACAUGAUGAGUUUGGAGCUUGCAGGGGGCUAUAAUUUAGUCAGCACAGCUCAAAACUACUGCACCUUUCAGUUCAGUUCCCAACAGCUGCGAUAGUCCUUUUUUAUGUAGCUCUAUUUAUAUAUUGGAUAAGUGCCUCCGAGUGCUUAGCCAUCCCUGUUUUUGUGCAAUGCAAAUACCCAGUACUUUAAUGUCCAGAGACCCUCAUGUCUCAUACUUAUUUGUGUGUACAUGCUCAAAAUCUGAGCCUCUGUCCCAAGUUUGCUUUUUAAAGUGCCCUUUACAUGUUUGCCCAGCAAGUGGAAGAACCUGGUAAAUGGUGCUUGUGACAGUGGGGGAAAAAGCCUUGGUGAAUCUGCAUGCUGUGGUUGAUUUGGGUCUUAUACCAUGUUAAUCAUUUGGAUGCCACUGUGAAUUUUCAGCUAGUCUUAAUUCAGAGACAUUCCUUUUGUGUAGGUUUUUUUUCUGCGAAAAGUGAGAUGCUACCUUUUGGAUUUUGUAUGUUAAUUCAACAAAAUGUAUCCCUUUCUAUACCUGAGAAAGUACAAACUUCUAUCUUGGUCUCAUAAGUUGUAGGUCUGGUGCAAAGCAAUAACUUGUUUCAAACUCUUCAGGGUAAUGACAAUAUGUCUAGGACCAAAGUGUUUUCCCCCAUAUUCCCUCAGUUUUAUAUUUAGCUUUGAUUUAUCACUUGUUUCAUUUAAUGUACCCAAGUGUAGAGCCUGGUUAUUUUCAUAUAGCAUCAAAAAGUCCAUAUUGGUCCAAGGCCUUAUAUAAAUUUAUGGUCUUGGACCAUGUCAGAGCAGCUUUCCUUACAGUUGUCAGAAACAUACCACUUGUAUGUAAUCCAAUGCUGGAACUGGAUGGUGUAUAAGAUAAAGUAAGCAUAGAAGAGGAGAAUCAUAUGGCAUACAAAAAGUUGUUACAGGAGUUUCUAGAUACCUGUUGCUUGCAACUCCAUGAUUGUAUAUUAGAUAUUUUUAAGGAGGUAACUGUCAGUGUACCCAAACCAGGCAAGAAAUGUAAUCUCCUAAAUUAUGGAGCCUUGCACAUGUUUGCACAGCAGUGAAAGACUCAUUACAGCCUCAGAUAAAAUAUGGUAUCCCCUGUUUCCAGCUGUUAAGAUUUUUUUAAAGGGGAGGGAUGGGAUGGGUAGUAUCAGGGCAUGGGGGAAAAGGUGUAAAUAUUCAAGCUUUUUAUACCACAAAUGGUAAUUGGGAAGCAAUACAAGUUUUAUAUCUAUCAAACAAAUGUAUAUUUUGAUUACAGCUACAACUAAGGUUUUUCAGACCAUUAUGGAGCCGUUAAAGUUUGUAUUACAAGACAAAAGGAAUUAAACAUAUUUUCUAACAAAACGUGUAUCUUUCUGUAAUGUUCCC